UGUACACCACAAUGGCUUGUGGUUUUAUUUUAUUCCAAAAUCUGUGUGCCUUUUCGUUUCAAUUUUGUAGAAAUUACAUAGGUAGUUGUGAUAAAAUUUCAAUCAUUUUCUAAAGUUAACACUCAGUGCUGUCAAGUGAAAACUACUUUCGCUCUACUACCCUACCCUCUGACCGAUUUUAGCAACAGUGCGAUCUCCAACACCAAGUCCAAGCAUCCUUAAUCCAGUGCAACCAAUUUCGAUGGCUGAAGAAAUGAAAAAAAUAAAACAAAACAAAAAAAUAGAAAAGAAUGCCCCCAAAGUUCGUUUCACGGAGCAGAGAACGAAGCGCCUUGCACAGCAAGAAAAAAAAGAAGUGGGACGUUUUAUGUUGCCUGACGCCCCACCCCCGAAAAUUAAUGCAGAAGUUGUUAAGUUCACUCCAUCGACGGAGGUCAUAAGAUCCGACGAAGAUAUCUCCAACUACCAGAUAGUAGACAGCAAAGUGGGACUAGUCGGAUUUUCUGAUCCUGCCUCUCAGGUGCCCGACGCGCUUCCACUGCCAGCAUCAUCAAAGCCAGAACUAAAUAGUGACAAGAAGGAAAAACAGAACGAAGCAGUGAAAAAGAGAGCAACACCCUCUUCUGGCUCUCCUCGCAAGAAGGCUCGUCACUCUCUGGGAUCCAGCAAUAAGCGAACACUGGUGGACUCUGGCAGCGAGGUUGAGUCUGACGAAGACGAUGAGGGAGAGAAGUACAACAUUAGGAUGCUGGGAGAAGGUGAUGGGUGCAAGGAUAGAGUGAUUGGUAAUGGGGUGGAUGAGGAACUUGAGACACCUGCCGUGGCUCAAGAGCAUGGAGCAUGCGAGGAUGCAGCUAUAGGUGAAGAUAGUGACGGGCUGGUUGAGAGUCUUGAGCAACCUCCAGUGGGUCAAGAGUGUGAAGGCCUGGAUGUUUUCUCUUGGUCUAAAGAUUUUUCUUCGUUUUCCGGCCAAGAGGAAACAUACUUGCGCUCACCUGGCCCGAUGGUGGGGCCUCAAGACCCAGCGCAAUUAUUUAUGGAAGUUUGGGACGAAAGAAUUAUGACAGAAAUUGUAAGGGAGACAAAUCGAUAUGCAUGGCAAAUUAUCAGUUCUAUGACUAUGUCUGAACACGGUCUUCCAAAAAAUCUGAACUGGACCGACACCACAGUUUCAGAAAUGUACAGGUAUUUUGCUUUACUUAUUCUAAUGUCUCUGUGUCACAGGGCAAAAAUGGUAGAUUAUUGGACGACAGGGAUCCUCGAAAUGCCUAAAUUGCGAAAAGUCAUGUCGAAACAUCGAUUUUUCGCAAUAACGCGAUUCUUGCAUUUCGUGGAUAAUGAAAGGAAUGAUCCCAGCUUGUCAUCAUAUGAGAAAAAAAAAUUAAAAAUUUCUUCCAUUAUUAAACAUUGCAAUAAGAAAUUUAGGGAAAUCUAUACUCCUAGUAAGCACCUUAGACUGGAUGAAUCGCUGCUACUCUGGAAGGGUCGGCUUAGCUGGGCACAGUGUAUCCGGACUAAGGCAGCCCGGUUCGGGAUUAAAUCCUUCGAACUUUGUGAGGCAACAUCUGGAUACCAGCUAAAGUGCUUACUUUACGCAGGUAAAAGUUCUUCAAUGUUAACAGAAUCCACCCAUGGGUUCACGAACUGCACCGCCAAGGUCGUUCUAGAACUCAUGGAUGGAUACUUAGACGUCGGACACACACUAGUCGUGGAUAAUUGGUAUAACCGAUUAUCCUUGACCAGGUUUUUAAAAAGGAGGCACACGGAUGUCAUCGGAACUAUGAAUCGUCGCCUGAUGAAUGUUCCCGAUGACAUCAAAAACCUUAACGAAAAGCGCAUGCUGCGAGGCCAACAGGUGGCUCGGCAUUGCGGUGAUAUUAGUUUGAUCGCCUGGAAAGACGUCAAACUAGUCACCGUGAUGUCGACCUACCACAAUGAUCUACAGUCUCCGUCGCCUACUAAGCAAGUGGACAAAAAAAGCAUUUUAAAACCCAAUACCAUACUUGAAUAUAACAAAUAUAUGGGCGGGGCGGACUCCAAGGACCAGAAGCUGUCCAUGUACCUCUUGGAGAGGAAGAGGGGACAGAAAUGGUAUAUGAAAGUGUUCAAAAGGCUGUUAAAUACCAGCCUUUUGAACACUUUCAUAAUAUACACCAAAAAUCCUAUGCCCAGACCACUUACACACAGGGAAUUUCGUGUGGAAGUGGCCCUCGGUCUUUUGGAACAUUUCUCUAGUAAGGAGACCCCAGUCAACCCUUUAACUCCAGCAUCUCCAGAUUUGGACAAAAACGUAAGACGGCUUCAGGUGGCGGACCAUUUUCCUGCCCACACAGGCAAAAUGCCCGGUAAGAAUAAACAUAAACAGCUCAGAUGUGUGCGAUGCACUGCUGCAGGCCGGCGCACAAUGGUAACAGUGAAAUGCACAUUCUGCAAUGUACCAUUAUGCUUCGGCUCUUGCUGGGCUGAAUACCAUCAAUUAAAAAAAUUGUAACCCAUGAGCCUAGAUUAAUAAAGUCCCGUCUAAAACAGAAGAUUUUAUUUUUUCAGUUGGGAUUGUUGGCAUGAAAGAUAAUUUUGACCGAGUUGCGUAUGAAUGAUAUAAUUGUAUGCUUAUGAAUGAUAUCACCUCAGGCAUACCGCGAUCCGCGACAGUGGUACCUACUCUCGCGACCCCAAACGUGUCGACGGCCUAUUUUGAAUUUCUGUAGUUUGUUAGCAGUUGAUGCGCCAGUAUUGUAAAAUUUGGUAUUAGGGAAGUGUAAUCUCUCGAUAUAGUGUUUAAUCUCAUUUCUGCACUUCUCUGUUUUUAAGUUUAUAAAGAAAAAGAAAACAUGUGAUUUUGUAGAAUAAUAAUUUUCACCCUUAUUUACAUUUGAUGUAAAAUUUAAAUUUUUGAUAAAUUUCCAAAAAGUUGUAAUUAAUUGCAGUGGUUGUUGAUACCA
Messenger RNA from Ostrinia furnacalis (Asian corn borer), 2942 nucleotides. Its product is annotated as piggyBac transposable element-derived protein 4-like. The record is from RefSeq and is a predicted model, not a curated record. NCBI's taxonomy places the organism in Eukaryota, Metazoa, Arthropoda, Insecta, Lepidoptera, Crambidae. The coding region runs from base 242 to 2491 and encodes 749 amino acids. The transcript is spliced from 6 exons.